Messenger RNA from Anopheles funestus (African malaria mosquito), 3317 nucleotides. RefSeq lists its product as uncharacterized. NCBI's taxonomy places the organism in Eukaryota, Metazoa, Arthropoda, Insecta, Diptera, Culicidae. Gene Ontology annotation, cellular component: nucleus. The transcript is spliced from 6 exons. Gene Ontology annotation, molecular function: protein binding. Gene Ontology annotation, biological process: regulation of transcription by RNA polymerase II. Bases 262 to 2685 code for a protein of 807 amino acids. The record is from RefSeq and is a predicted model, not a curated record.
AUAUAAUAAACUAAAGUGGUUAAUGAAUAAAAUAAAACAACAAAAAAUAUCUCGAUAAUUAUUAUUAAUUUACAAAAAUGUCAUAAAAAUGACCACGGUACACCCAUGUGUUGUUAUGGUUUUCCCUGCUGUCAAAGAUUGUUAGCGGAAUAGCGUUAUUUAUUUGUUUAUGUUUCACGGCCCUCCAAUUUUUAGCCAAAAAAUACCAACGUUGUUACUAUUUUAUCGUUGAAUUUCUGUUAAUAGUGCUGCGAUAACACAAUGUCACACCGUGUCGUUCGAACGAAGAACCGCUGGACGACCGCACAGCUCGAACUCUUGGUCACAGUGUGGGAGAAAUAUUACCAACAUCUUAAGGCAGGUCGAGGCAAUGAAGAAAUUUACGAAAUGAUGGUAGAUGAACUUAAAAGUGCGGGUUGUCUCGAGGCAACCGUAAAACAGGUGCGAGGUCGCAUACAUAACCUCAGCGGAAAGUAUAGAAAGGAGGCAAGCGAAGUCAUGAAAACUGGCAAACCAUCGCAGUGGAGCUUGUACAACAAAAUUUCGAACUUCUUCGAAUAUACCGCACCGGUUCGCUUUAAGAAUUUGGGUGGCCAGGUGUACGAUAUGUCCGACUAUAUUCAAAUGGAUCUCAUCAUGACGGAAGCUAUUGAAAAGCAUGCAUCUAGCAGAAAAAGAGCAGGCCAAUACGAAGAUCCAAGAGAGUUUGAGCUGGAAGAAAAUUCGAUGGAUAUCGAGGACGAUGAGCUAGAACCGGACGAAGAUUCUCUCGAUGUUGACCGUCCUGAUCAAGAAGAGUAUUCCGAUGCUGUACAGUACGACGAUGAAAACGCUGUCGACGAGUUUCCUGCCAUAGAAGAUCGGGAAUCGGAUCGGUCAGGCGCAGAGAAAGCAAACGUUCCGGAACAAUCCGAGCCGGAAAGAUCUGAGCCAAAAGAUUCCGUCACGAGUGAUACCGAUUCGGAUGCAGAUUCGUUAAUGGACGAUGAUGAUGAUUGCUUCUUUGAGGAACCAUCGAAAAAGAAAUCCAGAAAUCAAGUGUUUCAUAUAAAAUCUUCUUUCCGGCAAGCAGCUAUCGAGGAUUUUUUGAGCCUACUGUACAGCAACCAAAUGUAUGCCGAUGUUAUGUUAAUAACGUGCCACGAAGGUGUCACGUGUGUUAUGCCAGCCCAUCGAACAGUUUUGGCAAAUUUCAGUGAGUUCUUUUCCAGCGUACUGGGAGCGCUGAAGCCAAACACAAACGGGAAUCCGCUUACCGUAUGCCUUCAGCCAGACAUUUCGCAACCCGUAAUGCAGCUUCUGCUGCAGUUCAUGUACACGGGGAAGGCAACAGUGGCGGAGGAAUUGAUGGGUGAUUUUUUGCGCUGCGGACAUAUUUUAAGAAUACGCGGUUUGUGGAGCGAAGAAAAAGCUGAAUCUGUUGACGAGCGUGUACAGCAACCUUCCGAGGCCAGCGUGGGAAAGGCUACAAAUAAUGACGACUUUUGUGCCUCAUCCAUCUUCGACGAGGAUCGUUCUUCAGCAUCCUCAACGGUAACGGUGAUUGCUCCAUCUUCAAGGGAUUCAAGCAAUGACACGGAACAGAGAAGCGAACGGUCCAGAAAGCGGCGCAAAAAAUUGACAAAGAAAGCGAAAAAAAUUCGAUCAAUUGAGUCUGAUCAAGAAAUGGAGAAAUUGGAAGUAUCGUCUGAAAUUGGGUUUGAUUUGCUGCGAUCGGAUACGGAAGGUGAAGAUAAGAAGAAGGAUGAAAAUGAUAAACAAACGGACAGUAACGUUCCUAUCAAGGACACUGCGGAUAAUGUAGGCGAUGGUUUCGAUGCGAACGAUCAUGAGGACGUUGAAGAUGACUAUGAUGAUGAUGAUGAUUAUAUCGAGGGAGAAUCGAUUGCGGAUGGUGAGGAAGAUGAGGACGAAGAUUUCGGGACCGAAUAUAUCGACACGGACACGGAAACGGACACAGACGCAGACUACGAAAUAUGUAGCAUUGUAAAUGGAGAUUCCGUGAGCAAUUUAUCCACGCCAGCGGCGCUAACACCAGAACCAGUACCAGAAUCAGCACCUGAUCCUGAAGCGAUCGCCGAAAAGAAAAACAUAAAACCCAACGAUCAGAUAAAACAAAAUGGAAAUGUAAACGGAUGCAGUCCUCACGAUGAGGAAUCACAAGAAAGCUCCCCAUCGCAUGAUGAGGUACGAUCGGAACACGAAACAGCAGUUGCAGUAAAACCAAUCCCCAAGGUACAAGCAGCCACAAAACCCCCUGACAUACGACGUACACUUCGAACGGUACCGUCCACCACCGUACGCAUCCAGCAAUCCUCGCACAAGCAAACGAAUUCUCAGACCGAUCAGUCAAGUAAACCGGAACGGUACUCUAACCAGCAAACCUAUGCAAUACAAUCGACAAGUAGAGGUCAAUUCUUGGCGAAGGUGCGAUCGUUGUACAGCUGUAAAAUAUGUGGCACUAGGUUCAACACGUCCGACGGUUGGGUGGAACACGUAGUUUACACACACUCCAAAGGCGAGCAGCUAACGGACAACAAUUCGGAAGGACACCUAACGAUGUUACAGUGCGAUCUGUGCAACAAAUUUCUUGCCUCGGAAUACGAUUGGGUGCAUCACAUACUGAAGAAACACACCGAACGGUAUCCACACUUUUACGAGGACCUAUCGAUGUCGGACGAAUAAGUAUCAGAGCAGGUCGUCUUCCGAUGGAAUGCUGACGUUUGCAGAUGUGGCAUAGUUAACUUUACGAAACUUUUUGUUCUUUACCGGGAUUUACAUAAUUUUUAUGUAACUCUGUAUUUUUAAACAUAGGACACUCGUGCUAGGGUACCGUUGCGCGGAAGGUUGAGUAAAAGUGAAUUAUUUAUUUUAAAAAGAAAAAGAACAACGUAUGGGCGUCUUCGGGCUGAGAUAUUUUCCCGCAGCGUACUCAUUAAGUCAUGCAUUCAUAGCGAUUGUGAUUCAGAGAUAUCAGCUUGUUGAAAAACCCAUGUUGUUGGGAGUUCUAAAAGGAAGAAGGUCGUAUGAAUUCGUCAAAUAUCAUCAUGCAAUACAUUCAGUUUGGCUCAAAGAUCGGUGAAACGGUACUUUAGCACGGGUGAGAUUUAUUUUAUUUCAAACAUUGAUAUAAUAAAUACAUUUAUUUACGAUGUUAUUUUAAGGUAGCGCCAUAUAAGCAUAUGGUACAGAAUCUAAGCAUCGCGCAGAAAGCCGUAACACAAGAAAAAAAAAACGAAAAAAAAUAUAAAUUACAAAACUGUACAAAUUUUUUAAUAGUGUGUAAGAAAUAAAAGCUCGAACCUGUUUCUACUGGA